This is a messenger RNA of Rhea pennata, 1574 nucleotides long. It is a transcript of the gene KCNS2, whose product is annotated as potassium voltage-gated channel modifier subfamily S member 2. Bases 41 to 1498 code for a protein of 485 amino acids. The transcript has 2 exons. NCBI's taxonomy places the organism in Eukaryota, Metazoa, Chordata, Aves, Rheiformes, Rheidae. Gene Ontology annotation, molecular function: voltage-gated potassium channel activity; protein binding. The record is from RefSeq and is a predicted model, not a curated record. Gene Ontology annotation, biological process: protein homooligomerization; potassium ion transmembrane transport; regulation of delayed rectifier potassium channel activity. Gene Ontology annotation, cellular component: membrane; voltage-gated potassium channel complex.
AGGGGGCCGCGGGCGCUGAGGCAGCAGGUUUUUAUUCGCUAUGCCCCUUUGGAAGGAGCUCACUAUGACAGGGCAGAGUCUGAAGGCUUUAUCUGAAGCGAAUUUUGAAGACAAUGAGAUCAGCAUCAACGUUGGCGGCUUUAAGAAAAAGAUGAGAUCCAACACGUUAUUGAGAUUCCCCGAGACCAGACUGGGCAAACUGCUGAGCUGCCAUUCAAAGGAGUCGAUACUGGAGCUCUGCGACGACUACGACGACACCAAGAAUGAAUUUUACUUUGACAGGAACCCUGAGCUCUUCCCUUACGUGUUACAUUUUUAUAACACUGGCAAGCUCCAUGUGAUGGGUGAACUCUGUGUGUUUUCUUUCAGCCAAGAGAUUGAAUACUGGGGAAUCAAUGAAUUCUUUAUAGACUCGUGCUGCAGUUACAGCUACCAUGGGAGGAAAAUGGAGCCAGACCAAGAGAAAUGGGAAGAACAAAGUGACCAGGAAAGUACCACAUCAUCUUUUGAUGAGAUUUUGGCUUUCUACAAUGAUGCCUCUAAAUUUGACAGACAACCCUUUGGAAAUGUCAGGAGGCAGCUCUGGCUUGCUUUGGAUAACCCUGGUUAUUCAGUCUUAAGUCGAAUCUUCAGUGUCCUUUCAAUAGUAGUGGUGCUGGGCUCCAUCGUGACCAUGUGCCUGAACAGCCUCCCAGACUUUCAGAUUAUGGACAGCAAUGGCAACCCUGAGGAAGACCCUCGAUUUGAAAUCGUGGAACAUUUUGGUAUUGCAUGGUUCACUUUUGAACUGGUGGCGAGAUUUGCAGUAGCUCCUGACUUUUUAAAAUUUUUCAAGCAUGCCCUGAAUCUGAUUGACCUUAUGUCUAUCCUCCCAUUUUAUAUUACCCUAGUUGUCAACUUGGUGGUGGAAAGUAGUCCAACUUUAGCAAAUUUAGGUAGGGUGGCACAAGUCCUGAGACUCAUGAGGAUCUUCCGCAUCUUAAAGCUUGCUAGACACUCAACAGGUCUCAGGUCUCUUGGAGCCACCUUAAAGUAUAGCUACAGAGAGGUAGGGCUUCUUUUGCUUUAUCUCUCUGUUGGCAUCUCCAUUUUUUCAGUAGUGGCUUACACCAUUGAAAAAGAAGAUAACGAGGGGUUAGCCACCAUUCCUGCUUGUUGGUGGUGGGCUACAGUUAGCAUGACCACAGUUGGCUAUGGAGAUGUGGUGCCAGGGAGCACUGCUGGCAAGUUGACGGCAUCUGCAUGCAUCCUAGCUGGUAUCCUAGUGGUAGUGCUUCCUAUUACACUGAUCUUCAAUAAAUUCUCUCACUUCUAUAGGCGUCAGAAGCAGUUAGAGAGUGCCAUGAGAAGCUGUGAUUUUGGUGAUGGUAUGAAAGAGGUUCCAUCAGUCAACUUAAGGGACUACUAUGCCUAUAAAGUUAAAUCCCUUAUGGCCAGUCUUACCAAUAUGAGCAGGAGUACCCCCAGCGAACUGAGCCUGAAUGAUUCACUGCAUUAGCGUACAAGUUUGACAGCAGUUUGCAUGAGAGUUUUCAAGAGCUAUGUUUAUAAAUGUUUUCCUAUUUGUCAUCUUU